Messenger RNA from Scutellospora calospora, 392 nucleotides. NCBI's taxonomy places the organism in Eukaryota, Fungi, Glomeromycota, Glomeromycetes, Diversisporales, Gigasporaceae. The record is from the annotation of a GenBank genome assembly.
ACAAGGAAGUCAUCGACGCGACGGUCGGCGACUACAUGACGGUGCCGACAAGGUCGCCGCACACCUUCUCCAACCCGACGGAUCAGGAGGCGAAGCUCUUCUUCACUGCGACGCCGGCGUAUUAUAUCAAUUACUUCAAGUUGUUGAGCCAGAUGGGGGAUGCGGGCAAGCCGAUGCCGGCCGAGGCGAAUAUGCAGGCUAUGGCGCUUUAUGCUACUACGUUGGCUGGCGGGUUCAUGCACGACGUAACGAAAGCUUCAGUAGGAUCAAUCGCAACACUUCUCAGCGUAUUUUGGAUGCACAGCCGAUCCAGAUCGGGACGCUGAUGGCGCAUGCAUGCACAACUUCGUUCCUAUGGCGUCCAAAGUGGGUUGUGGAUGAAGACGUGCAAA